GGACUUUUCAAGCUAUGAUGAAAGCGAAAGUCUUCUGUUAAUAUCAAUUUAGAUCAAGUUUCUUAACCUUAUGCAUAAGUAUUCGAAGUCUUAGAAUACGCAAGUAAAUGUAAAUUCGACUAUUAGUGCUUCUAGUUCCUCUUCUUCUUCGUCUUCUUCGUCUUCUUCUUCUUUUUGACAACCCAAUCCAACCUAACCUGGUAGAAAUUUUGGCUCUUUCAUGCGCGCCUUUUGUUUGCCAUUCCUGAACAAGAAGAGCAGCUGAGUGAGAGUGAAAAACAGGACCGCAAAGGGCUAACGCGUGCAGAUGUAGCAAUGGACGCAAUUCGACAACACGUUUCGGCAAAGUCAGUAGCCUCCGAACUCGCGAAAGAAGAUGCCAACAAAAUAAACACGGGGGAAAACUUAGAGGAGAUGAAGCGCCAAGCCAUUGCGAAGCACGCCACGUG
Molecule: messenger RNA, 449 nt
Organism: Amoebophrya sp. A25
Lineage: Eukaryota; Dinophyceae; Syndiniales; Amoebophryaceae
Source: the annotation of a GenBank genome assembly